Molecule: messenger RNA, 1911 nt
Organism: Dendrobium catenatum
Lineage: Eukaryota; Viridiplantae; Streptophyta; Magnoliopsida; Asparagales; Orchidaceae
Product: AAA-ATPase At3g50940-like
Exons: 2
Coding region: 361-1833 (490 amino acids)
Molecular function (GO): ATP hydrolysis activity; ATP binding
Source: RefSeq, a predicted model, not a curated record
AAUAUAUUAAGAUAGAGUUAAAAGUUCUUAGAAUUAUUUAGUGAUUAAUAUAAUCUAAAUUAUAAAAUAAAUUUAAUGACUUCCAUGUGAAUAGCAGAAUAGGUAAACGCAUAUGCAGUCAAGCCUUCUUUUUUAUUUUUUUUUAAUGAAGUCCAAGUCUUUCACGAGUCUUUCACGCAUCCCCCCUCCUUCCAGGCAAUUUUUCUUGAGCGUCGCCAAUGGUCUUAAUUUUCGACAACAUAAGCCACCGCCCACCCACCGGACUGCGAGCAGGCUAUACUACAUAAUCAGCAAGCUCGAAAGAAAUCCUUACUCCAUAUCCAUCACUCAUAAUCUCUCUCUUUCUCUCUUUCUCUAACAAUGUCAGGAAUUCAAAUCCCAUCAUUGGCUACAACCAAGACAAUACUCUCUGCUGCAGCCUCCGUCGCGGCCUCUGCAGUGCUCAUCCGCACCAUGGUCAAUGAAUUUCUCCCCCACCCUAUGAAAGACUACAUCUUCUCCUUUACCUCCAGCUUCUUCACAAGAUUCUCCUCUAAGCUCACCAUCGUCGUCCAAGAAUUCAGUGGCAUCUUGCCAAAUGAGAUGUACAAGGCUGCUGAGACUUACCUUAGCACCAAGAUCUCUCCCAAUACACGUUGCCUUCAAGUUGCAAAACAGGAGGACUCAAAGGGCCUGGAGGUCACCAUGGAGCAAGGGGAGACAGUUGUGGACUUCUUCCAAGGGAUUGAAUUUUCAUGGAAACUGGUAUCCCAAGAGAAAGAGAAAUCAGUUCUCAACCGCCGCCGCAACAACAACUAUAUAACAGUAAUGCAUGAGACCAAAUUCUUUUUUCUCAGCUUUCACAAGAAACACAAGGACAAGGCACUCACUGCCUACUUGCCUCACAUACUGCAGCAGUUUAAAAAUAUCAAGCAGGAAGAGAAGCCAAUCAAAAUUUAUACUGGUAAUUAUGAGAACAUUUAUCAUGGCAUGACAAUGGAUAUGUGGAAUGGAGUGAACCUCGACCACCCUGCGACCUUCGACACACUUGCAAUGGAUCCUGAUCAUAAAAGGUCAGUGAAGGAGGAUCUGGAAAGGUUUGUAAGGAGGAAAGAUUACUACAGAAGAGUAGGGAAGGCAUGGAAGAGAGGGUAUCUGUUGUAUGGGCCUCCAGGGACUGGAAAGUCCAGCCUCAUAGCAGCAAUUGCCAAUUUCCUGAAGUUUGAUAUCUAUGAUCUUGAGCUGACAGAGGUAAGGUCGAAUUCUGCGUUGAGAAAAUUGCUUGUUGGAACAGCGAAUCGAUCGAUAAUUGUGAUCGAGGAUAUCGAUUGCACAAUAGAUUUGCAGGAGAGGAAGAAGGAGGAUGCGGUGGAAUCUAGGGGUCGAAAUAACUACCAUGAUGAAAAGGUUACACUAUCAGGACUGCUCAACUUCAUUGACGGCCUGUGGUCGAGCUGCGGAGAUGAGAGAAUCAUCAUCUUCACAACCAACCACAAAGAAAGGCUUGAUUCUGCACUGCUAAGGCCGGGCAGGAUGGAUAUGCACAUCCAUAUGUCAUAUUGCAGCCCUUCUGGCUUCAUUACUCUGCUCUCCAACUACCACAAUGUCGAUAACCAUCCUCUCACACCGGAAGUCGAGAGGCUACUGAGGGAGGUUGAAGCCACUCCAGCUGAGGUUGCCGAAGAGUUGAUGAAGAGUGAUGACAGUGAUGAUGCCAUGCGAUGCCUCAUCAAAUUCUUGGAAGGGAAGAACGUAGAAGCCAGUGAAGAAAACAAGGAGGAGGAAAGCUUGGAAGUGGAGGGUUCAGAGAUUGAAGAACUCAAGGAAGGAAAGGAGGACAAGCUAAAUGAUUAGAGGCAUGACAAGGCCUAGCUUCAAUAAAUUAUGUCCUGGUUACAUCACAGCUAUUCAAUCUCUACGUCUCUUAUAAUU